Molecule: messenger RNA, 1179 nt
Organism: Triticum turgidum subsp. durum (durum wheat)
Lineage: Eukaryota; Viridiplantae; Streptophyta; Magnoliopsida; Poales; Poaceae
Source: the annotation of a GenBank genome assembly
AUGGCGUUCAGGGCCUGCCUCCCGUCCCACAAGGCCUCGCCGUCGCCUUCCGUCGCGCAGAGGAGGGCCGGCAAUGGGGCACCGCCGGUGGUGGUCAUGGCCUCCACCAUGAACGAGGUCAAAACUGCCAAAAAGCCCUAUGCUCCCCCACGCGAGGUGCAUCUCCAAGUCAUGCAUUCGCUACCAGCACAAAAGCAGGAGAUCUUUGAUUCACUUCAAUCUUGGGCUAGGGACAACCUAUUGAACCUUCUGAAGCCAGUUGAGAAGUCAUGGCAGCCACAGGACUUCCUACCAGACCCUUCUUCCGAGGGAUUUUAUGAUGAAGUAAAAGAACUGAGGGAGCGGGCAAAGGAAAUCCCUGAUGACUACUUUGUUUGCCUAGUUGGUGACAUGGUUACUGAGGAAGCCCUUCCUACGUACCAAACAAUGCUCAACACCCUUGAUGGUGUCCGAGAUGAAACUGGCGCAAGCCCAACUGCCUGGGCUGUUUGGACAAGAGCAUGGACUGCUGAAGAAAACAGGCACGGUGAUCUUCUGAACAAGUACAUGUACCUUUCCGGACGGGUUGACAUGAGACAAAUUGAGAAGACUAUACAGUACCUUAUUGGUUCUGGAAUGGAUCCAGGAACUGAGAACAAUCCCUACAUGGGUUUCCUUUACACAUCAUUCCAAGAGAGAGCUACUUUCAUAUCCCAUGGCAAUACUGCUAGGCAUGCCAAGCAAUUUGGGGACCUCAAACUGGCCCAGAUAUGUGGUACAAUAGCAGCUGAUGAGAAGCGCCAUGAGACGGCUUACACCAAGAUAGUUGAAAAGCUUUUUGAAAUAGAUCCUGACUACACGGUGCUUGCAUUUGCUGACAUGAUGAGGAAGAAAAUCUCAAUGCCUGCUCAUCUCAUGUACGAUGGUGAGGACGACAACCUAUUCGAGCACUUCAGCUUGGUGGCGCAGCGGCUUGGGGUCUACACAGCGAAAGACUACGCCGACAUCCUCGAGUUCUUGGUCCAGAGGUGGAAAGUUGCAGAUCUCACUGGACUGUCCGGUGAAGGAAGGCGGUCGCAGGACUAUGUUUGCACUUUGGCAACGAGAUUCAGGCGGCUGGACGAAAGAGCGCAGGCAAGGGCGAAACAGGGGCCUGUGGUUCCAUUCAGCUGGGUCUACGACCGCAAAGUGCAGCUCUAA